GUCGCCUCGACCAGUCCAACCUCUCGAAAGUCAUGGCCUACUUGCCGGCCUGCAGAAAUAUCCUGCUUAAACAAACAGAGGAGAAGGUUCCCGCCUUGUUCGCCCUACCGGACCGCAGAUUUGUGCACAAACAAACACAGGGCACUCCAUCCAGAAAACGCCUCGCACGCACCCUAGAGCCCAAGUCCAACAAGAGGGGUGGCCCCAGCGGCCGACUCGAGGUCGCGCCCAGGACCCAGGACCCCCCGCGCGCGUCCUUCGUCCGCGACACCGUCCCGCACGAGGGCCGCGACGCCGUCUCGCAGAGCCGAUACCGCACCGAGCCGCUCGGCACGCGGCCUCCGUCGAGGGCUGAGCGCUCGGGGACGCAGCGGGCGCUUGCGGCGCAGGCGCACACGGAGCGCGAGGAAAGGAGGGAGGAGCGGCGCGCUAGAGAGUUGAAGGAGUUGAGGGAGGCGCAGCGGGCGAAGGAGAAGGAGAGGGAGAAGGAGAGGGGGCGGGUGCGUCGCGGUGAUGGUGCUGCUGGUGCUAGUGCCAGUAACAUUGCCGUGGCCUCUGGUUCGGGUGCGGAUCUCAGCGGCACCCGCGCGGGCCAGAUGUUGCAGGACGAGCUCGACUUUUCGACUUCUGUGCCAGCAGCGCGCGAUCUGCCGAGAGACUUUACGUCGCCGCCGCUCAUGGAGGGUCUGUUGGAGUCGGUGAAGGAGGCGUUGACGGCCGACGCACGGCCGACGCCGAUUCAGGCGCUAUCGCUCAAGCAUUUGUUCAAGGCGCCCAAGGCAGUACAGGCGGAUGGUCAAAGCCAGGAUCAGUGGAGACAGUACCUCCUCGCAUCUGAAACAGGCUCCGGAAAGUCGAUCGCAUAUCUUCUACCUAUGCUACAAGACCUCAAGCGCGCCGAGCUCGCUGGCCCCGCUUCCCCUUCCUCCUCGUCCGCAGACGACGACCAGCCCCCGAUGAACCCGCGCGCCAUCGUCCUCGCACCGACACACGAGCUCUCGCGCCAGCUCGCGGUGUUCGCCAAGUCGCUCCUGCACAACAUCAAGCUGCGCGUCGUGUGCGCCUCCCGCGCGAACACGCCGAGCAGCGCGCCAACGCGCGCUCUGUCGCGCCACCGCAGCGCGUCCAAGAUGGCGAGGGACUUUGAUGGCGUUGUGUUUGACUCGGAUCCCGCUGCUGCUGCUGCUGCUGCUGCUGCUGCCGGUGCCGCGCCCGAGUCUGAGGCUGAGGUGCGGAGGCAGGGGUCGCAGCAGGCGAGGCCGGUGGAUGUGUUUGUGGGUACGCCGGCGAAGAUGCUGGAGCUGUCGCGCGGGCGGGGAUGGAAUUGGGAGGAGCGAGAUCAGAAGAAGAGGGCCGAGAGGGGGCUGGUGGAGGAGGACGGGGAGGAAGGGGCGACGCAGCGCAAGUAUUACGCCGAGAAGCCGGAGGUCGGCCUCAAGAACGUGGAGUGGGUCGUGGUCGACGAGGCGGAUGUGCUGUUCGACCCCGACUUUCAGGAAUCCACUCGCCGCCUGCUCGCAGACAUCAGCGCUGCCCGCGGCGUUCCCGUCUCGUUUACCCCUGGCCAGCCUCUCCUCCCGGAUCCCAACACCAACGCCCAUGCCGCGAAGGGCAAGGAUAACUCCAGCUCGAGCACGUCUCUCGAGCCCGUCAGUUACCCGUUCAACUUCGUCCUUACUUCCGCGACCAUUCCUGCUUCACUCGCGGCCUACCUCGACGCCGCGCACCCCGCACUGACGCGCCUCGCCUCGCCAAACCUGCACCACCUCCCGCGCAACCUGCGGACCGAGUACGCAGGCUGGACGGGCGGCAACAAGAACGCGGACAUCGAGCGGCGGCUGCGGCGCGUGUGGUCGGAGGACGCGCUCGCGUGCUACAAGAAGCAGCACCAGGUGCACCUCAGCAAGGUGCUCGUGUUCUGCAACAAGCGGAGCCGGGUGCAGGAGCUCGCGGAGUAUCUGGAGGAAAAGGGGAUCAAGAGCGUCGCGCUGACGGGUGUGGCGGACGGCCGGCGGCUCGGGAAUAAUCACCAUCUCGACGGGUUCAUGCGCGUUAAGCAGGCGUCUGCCCAGGAUGACGCUGCGUCUUCAUCUGCCCCUGCUGCUGCUGUUGCUGCUUCCGAGGCGUCUUCGACCCCAGCCUCGUCCGCGGACGUCAAGGUGACACCACACGUGAUGAUCACGACGUCGCUCCUCUCGCGCGGGCUCGACUUCGCGCCGGACGUGCGGCACGUGUUCAUCGUCGACGAGCCGCGCAAUAUGAUCGACUUUCUGCACCGCGCGGGGCGCUCCGGGCGCGCGGGCGAGGCCGGGCGCGUUGUCAUCUUCAACAAGACGCAGGGGCGCGGGUCGGGGCGGGCGGGGCAGGUUAGGAAGCGGGUCGGGGCUGUUGCUGCGUAGGACGCGGGGGAUGGAGUGCAGGUUGGUGUAGCGCUCGUGGAGGGAUCAUCGGGGUACAGUAUACUGUAGCGCUCGUAUGUUACAUACGAUAUUGUAACUAGUACGGUAUUAUGUUCGCUUCAGCCUUUGGUUGAUCGGAUAAUUAAUAGCAUUGCUCAC
Coniophora puteana RWD-64-598 SS2 is the source of this 2558-nucleotide messenger RNA. RefSeq names its product P-loop containing nucleoside triphosphate hydrolase protein. Bases 33 to 2399 code for a protein of 788 amino acids. NCBI's taxonomy places the organism in Eukaryota, Fungi, Basidiomycota, Agaricomycetes, Boletales, Coniophoraceae. Gene Ontology annotation, molecular function: ATP binding; nucleic acid binding. The record is from RefSeq and is a predicted model, not a curated record. The transcript is spliced from 3 exons.